GCACCGGCACCGGCAGUCAACCAGACUACCAUCGUACCACAUGCACACAUUCAUAGUCGCUUUUCGAACACAGGAUGUGCUCCGUUGCAAUCGUUAUUUUCGGUAGUUAAGAAAAGCAACUCUUCUUAUUUUGGUUCCGCGGUGACGGCGUCGUUCUUUGUUUAGUGCUAAAAUGGACCGAAGCUAAUCGCGUCAGUGUUGACACUUGGAUAAUUACAUUAUUUCAGAGGAGCCAUGGAAUAACCACAAAAAGCUCGAAAAAUGGCUCCCAUCAUCAGACACUUUUUCCUGAUUUGGCUCGUCAGCGCGGCGAACGCCUCCGCUAUUCCCGAUGAUCUCCUGGAUGAAUACGUCAGACACGUAGACAGCGUAAAUAGGAUAAGUGAAAAACCAAAUAAAUUAGACCAAAGAUCAGCACCCAGACGGAUUCGACGCGACGUUCCAAACCAGUGGACCCAUUCGGAAGCCUUGGAUAACGAGGGAGACGUGGUAUUGAGAUGGCAGCCGAGGCACCGGGAGAUCCUGUUUAGGGUCGAGGCCAGGACGAAGGGAUACGUCGCGGUGGGGUUCAGUCCUGACGGGGGGAAGGAGCACGCGGAUAUUGUUAUGGGAUGGGUGGACGACCAUUCGCUGAGGGCGUACCUUCUGGAUUGCCAUGGGGUGCCCGACAGCCAAGGAAGUGUUCCCAUUAAGGAUGAAAUCGACAAUUAUACGCUUAUGAGGGGCAGCCAGAACGACACCCACACUGUUAUCGAGUUUCGGAGGGUUUUGGACACGUGUGAUCCCAACGACUACGUUCUAACUGGAGAUACUGUGGUGGUAAUUUGGGCCUACCACGAUAAUGACCCGCAGUUAGGGGCUGAGAUGAUUUAUCACGGGGAUAAGCGAGGAGCCCAGAGUCUACAUUUACUUGGUCCACCUCCAGUACCCAAGGCUGCAAGCGUAAAUGUGAGAAACUGGGAUGUUACGUUGAAAAAUCUGGAAACCAUCAGCAACAUGAACACCAUGUACUGGUGCAAAAUCUUCAAAGCGCCAACCCUCCAGCACAAGCACCACAUCAUCGGCUACGAGCCCCUGUUGGGCAAGAACCACUCGGAUCUCGUCCACCACAUGAUCCUCCACGAGUGCGAACUCAACGACAAGGAGGACUACUCCACGUGGGAUCACUACUCCAAGCAAGAUGGCGUGCUGUGUUAUGGGGCGAAUAUGCCUCCAGAGUGGGAGAAGUGUCUGACUCCGUUGGUGGCGUGGGCUAUUGGGUCCAAGGGGGAAAAUCUUCCUCCGCAUGUUGGGCUGCCGCUAGCGCAUAGGAAGAAGGCGUUUUAUAUGCUGGAAGUGCACUUCGAUAAUCCUUCGAUGAAGCAAGUGCGUGAUUCUUCUGGUCUGAGGUUGCACUAUACUAGUGAAUUGAGGGACAAUGAAGGGGGGAUUCUUCCGACGGGGAUUGCUUUGUCGAGUUUGCAUUUUAUUCCUCCGUAUCAGAAGGAGUAUAAGACUGCUGGGUACUGUACCACGGAUUGUACCAAAGCCACGUUUCCCAAAGAUGGGAUUCAUGUGGUGUCGGUAAUGUUGCAUUCGCAUUUGGCUGGGAGGAAGUUGAAGUUGAGGCAUGUUCGUGGGGGGAAGGAGCUGCCGCCAUUGGCGCAGGAUGAUCACUACGACUUUAACUACCAACAGUCUCGAGCUUUAUCACAAGACGUCAUAAUCUUGCCAGGAGAUGCAUUAGUAACAGAAUGUACCUACUCGACCCUCAGACGUAACAAACCCACUCUAGGCGGAUAUUCCACGAAAGAAGAAAUGUGUUUAGCAUUCAUUUUACACUAUCCACGCACCGAACUCGCCGGGUGUUACUCCAUGUCACCCAUAAAAUACUUCUUCGAGACUUUAGGAGUCAAGAAGUUCUACGGAAAAAGUAUGGCUCAAAUCGAGGAUAUUUUCUUGCAUGGAGACAGCACGGAAGUCCACCCCGUCUCCCCAUCCACCCCCACCAAGCCCCUCUUCCCCUACAAACCCGGCGACGAGAUGUCUCCCGAAGCCAACCGACGGGCCAUCAUAGCCCUCCAAAAUGCCAAAGAUUAUACCAUUGAAGGUGAAAGUCACGCCGGACAAACCAUGUUCGACAAACUCGUAAUCGAAGAUCCCGAGGAGUUCCGGAAUAAGACUUUCAUGGACCAUCUACAAGACAUACCCUACAACGAAACCCUCAUUACCAAGAAAAUGGAGGAGUAUUUUUACACGGGUUUGCAUCUGACGUUCUGCAGGAAGCGGGACGACUCCCUCGCUAUUAAAGAGAGUAUCGUCCAAUUCCCGAACUUUACUGUUUAUUCGGACGAUAAUCAAGUUCAGUGCAGUUUCAAGCUGAAACGGUCGCCCUCGUCCUCAGUUUCGAUCAAAUCGAAUUUCGCCACAGUGAUAUUAACGUGUGUGCUUGUUUUUAAGUCAUGUCUUUGAGUGGUUGCCUCAACAACGAUGUAAAUAAAGGGCAUCUGUGUACAUAUCAAUAUUCACCAAAUAUUUAUGUUAGAGUGUAAGUUAAGUUCAAUAAUGCUGUGAGUUGAAAUAAGUCAUGACGCGGAUACAUGUA
This is a messenger RNA of Zophobas morio, 2584 nucleotides long. RefSeq names its product MOXD1 homolog 1. Gene Ontology annotation, biological process: norepinephrine biosynthetic process; dopamine catabolic process; octopamine biosynthetic process. NCBI's taxonomy places the organism in Eukaryota, Metazoa, Arthropoda, Insecta, Coleoptera, Tenebrionidae. Gene Ontology annotation, cellular component: secretory granule membrane. The transcript has 8 exons. The record is from RefSeq and is a predicted model, not a curated record. Gene Ontology annotation, molecular function: copper ion binding; dopamine beta-monooxygenase activity. The coding region runs from base 262 to 2451 and encodes 729 amino acids.